Molecule: messenger RNA, 195 nt
Organism: Funneliformis caledonium
Lineage: Eukaryota; Fungi; Glomeromycota; Glomeromycetes; Glomerales; Glomeraceae
Source: the annotation of a GenBank genome assembly
AUGACACAAGGAACUAUAUAUAUUAUUAGUGAAUACACAUUUGAAAAUUCUUCUGUAAAUAAUUAUUUACAAAUGGUUGUGAAUGAUGAUGAUACAUGUUCAGAAGCUCUUUCAGGCAAUCAAUCAAAUGAAUCUCUGGUAACAGAAUACGCCUCUGCAUUUAAAGAGGAUGAUGAUGAAACAGAUCUUACAUAA